AUGGUAAAACAAAUUGAUCGCCAGCAAAGGGAUUUAAUGAUAGCGCAGCGUGCACUUGCCUGGUCUGAUGUAGCAAGAAAAGUAGCGCAUGAGAUUAAAAACCCUUUAACCCCUAUUCAUCUUGCUUCCGAAAGAUUACUACGAAAAUUUAGCAAUCAAGUGGAGGAUAAAACAGAAUUUAAUAAGUAUAUUCAGAUGAUUAUCAGUCAUACUAAUGAUAUUAAGAAAAUUGUUUCAGAAUUUGUUAAUUUUGCUCGGUUACCUGCUCCAAUAUUUACCAACUGUGACUUGGUGGCACUGGUAAAGAAUAUAGUUGAUUCACGUAAAUUAAUUAAUGACAAAAUUUUAUAUAACUUCACUACUACUGACGUUUAUAUAGAUUUUAUUUGUGAUACUACCCAAAUUAAUCAGAUUAUGGUUAAUUUAUUAAAAAACGCUGAAGAAUCCAUCCAAAUGGCUAGAUCGCAGCGGGGAAUUAUUACUACUUCUAUUAGUAUAUUACAGGAUCAAAUAAUUAUUACAGUAACCGAUAAUGGGCUAGGUUUCCCUCCUAAUUUAAUUAAUAAAGCAACAGAAGCUUACAUUACAACUAGAUCUAAAGGUAGCGGUCUUGGCUUGGCUAUUAUUAAGAAAAUAGCACAAGAUCACGCAGGCACCCUGGAUCUAGCUAAUCGCCCUGAGGGAGGAGCGGUGGUUAUUGUAACAUUCAAUAUUGAAGAGCUAAAAUUAAAAUCUCUAGAGAGCUUUCCCCAUUAA
Messenger RNA from Didymodactylos carnosus, 756 nucleotides. The record is from the annotation of a GenBank genome assembly. NCBI's taxonomy places the organism in Eukaryota, Metazoa, Rotifera, Eurotatoria, Philodinida, Philodinidae.